UUUUGUUUCACAAGUGCAGCUAAAUGUAGGAUCAUAUUAUUAUUAUUAUUCGUUGGCGACUGUAACCAAAAUAGUAAUACAAAUAGGUGCUGUAAUGUUACGUAGAUGCAACUCAUCUUCCAAAACAGUACGUGGCAGCAACUCUCGAGUAUAUUGAAUAAAACAUGUCUACAAAUCAAGAAGAAGAAGAAUACGGCGGGAGUUGUUAGCACGUUUGGCAGCUAACGUUAACUACGCGUUAGAUACUAGCGAGCAAAGAAUAGACGCGAACCAUCUCUGGAGUUAGCUAAUCACCGUGAGUGAGUAUGGAAACACAUGAACGUAGACAACCAUAGCUAUCUAGCUAAUGCAGCCAGCCUAGCAUAACAUGACGAGUAAGCAGUCAAGCAAGUCAACUACAACGUUUGUUUGCGUUGAAUUCAGCAAACUAGCACGGAUUCUUGACAUGAACCCUUGAUGUGACAGAGAACGUUAUAGUCAGCCAGACAGACACAGACAGCCACCUAGCCGACAAAAUUGGCAGCUGUUGGAUUAACGAUGGAAAGUUGGAAAUAUCUGCUAUGACAGAUUCAAACAUGACGGACAGGAAUUUACCUGAGUGGAUGUCGAAGAUAGAAACUACUGAAAAAGAUGCACUUAAACAGGUUCAAACAGGACUCUAUAAAAGAAAUGUCAUAGAGGAUUACCUUCCUUAUCUAGAGUUCACUGGCACAGUCAUAUUCAGCCAGGAGAAAAAUGACUGCUCUUUUCUCUCUGACGAGUUAAGGUCUAGUCUUUCACCUGGCUCUGCUGUGGGGUUUGACAUAGAAUGGCCUCCUUCGUUCACCAAAGGCCAGAAGAAGAAAGUUGCCUUGGUCCAGCUGUGUGCUUCUGUAGAGAAGUGUUACCUUUUUCACCUCUCCCCCAUGUCAAGAUUUCCAACUGGCUUGAAGAUAUUUUUGGAGGAUGAGACAAUCCGAAAAGUUGGAGUGGGCAUCGAAGGAGACAUGUGGAAGCUACUCUCUGACUUUGAUGUCAAACUGAAGAAUUUUGUGGAGCUUGGAGAUUUGGCAAAUGGAAGACUGCGAUGCGGUGAGAGGUGGAGUCUGGAUGGGCUCGUCAAGCACCUGUUCAAGAAGAGGCUGUUCAAACAGCAGGAUGUGCGCUGUAGCAAUUGGGAUGACUUUGAACUCUCCCAGGAACAGAAAAGAUACGCAGCUACAGAUGCUUAUGCUGGCCUGAUCAUUCAUAACAAACUGAAUACUAUGGACCCUGGAGUAAAUUCUCAGUCUGGCCUCAAGGACAAGCUGUCUCAAAUGGCCAAUGAAAUUGAGGAAUUAGCUGGCAGCAUCCCAGAAGAAGUCAAUGACAUCCAGAGCGUUGCAACGCUAGUGGAGGACCUGUAUGUUAGUCUCACUGCUCUGAGAGAUUUGCUGUCAAAGAACAAUACCUCAGCAUCUACCAUAGAUCCAGAACCUUUGUCUCACGACCUCCCAGAGAACAAGCCCCUCAGUCCUGACGGAACAGACACAACCAAUGGAACACAGAUGGAUCAGGGCUCACCCAGAGAAGAUGAGGACCUCAAUCACUCUAACAUAGAUCUCUUUAAGGUUCCUGAACCCAUGGAAGAGGCCAGCAAACCCAUAGACUAUCAAGGAGACUGCAUCAUGUCCCUGGAUAUCUCAGAGUGUGAGCUUCAAAUGCUGGAGAGGCAAGCUAAGCAGGAGGAUCUGGAGGAGCAGUCCACUUUGGAGUUCCAGGAGAAAAAUGCACUGGAUGACUCUGCAGACCUUUUGUACGAAGUGGAGCUGGAGAGCGAGAUGCUACAGUGUGUGGAGGAAGUGGAGAGGUUGACUCAACAGAAACAACCCCAACCUGAGGAAAUGCCCUCUGGCCCUGGCAAUGAGGAGGAUGACAUAGAGGAGCUGGAGGAAGAAGAAGAAUUUGAUCCAUCUCUUCCAGAGCCACUCCCUGAACAAAUCAAAUGUCUAAAGAUGUAUUUUGGACAUAGUCGCUUCAAGCCAGUACAAUGGAAAGUAAUUCACUCUGUUCUGAAGGAGAGGCGAGAUAACCUUGUUGUCAUGGCAACAGGGUAUGGGAAAAGCCUGUGCUUCCAGUUCCCCCCAGUGUACUGUGUUGGCGUCAGCAUUGUUAUCUGUCCUCUCAUCGCUCUCAUGGAGGACCAAGUGCUCCAGCUCGAAAUGUCCAACAUUCCAGCUUGUUUUCUUGGCUCUGCUCAGACCAAAAAUGUUUUAGCCGGCUUGAAACAGGGGCAAUACAGAGUUGUAUACAUGACCCCAGAAUACUGCUCAGGCAAUAUAUCUCUACUCGAACAGCUCCAUAGAAGUAUAGGAAUCUCUUUGAUAGCGGUGGAUGAGGCUCAUUGUAUCUCUGAGUGGGGCCAUGACUUCAGAGGUGCAUACAGGAGUCUGGGAAACCUGAAGAGAAGUCUACCUAACGUUCCCAUCGUGGCGCUGACUGCCACUGCAAGCCCAUCCAUCAGGGAGGACAUAGUGAAGAGUCUGAACCUGGAGCAACCCAUCGUCACCUGCACCUCCUUCGACCGGCCCAACCUCUACCUGGACGUCAAACGCAAGUCUGGGGGCGUGUUUCAGGACCUGAAUGGCUUCCUGAAGAAGACCACUGGGGGGGAUUAUGAGUUUGAAGGGUCCUCUAUUGUGUACUGCCCCUCGAGGAAAGAGGCUGAGCGUGUGACCUCCACUCUGACCUCGCUGGGUGUCACGUGUGGUGUAUACCAUGCUGGUCUGGGCAUCAAGCAGAGGAGGGAGACCCAGCAUCGCUUCAUGAGGGACGAAAUCCAGUGUAUUGUGGCUACAGUUGCUUUUGGAAUGGGGAUCAAUAAGGCUGACAUCAGGAAGGUGGUCCAUUAUGGAGCCCCUAAGGAGAUGGAAUCUUACUACCAGGAGAUUGGACGUGCUGGGAGAGACGGACUUCCAAGUGCCUGCCACGUCCUGUGGGCACCAGCAGAUCUAAAAUUAAACAGGUUUCUCAUCAACCAGGUAGCAAACAACAAAUUCCGGGGCUACAAGCUCAAAAUGAUGGGCAAAAUGGACUUGUAUCUCAACUCAUCCAAGUGCAGAAGGAAGCUGAUCCUCUCCCACUUUGAAGACAAACAGCUUCGAAAGGUGACCUCGGGCAUCAUGGGAACUGACCAGUGCUGUGACAACUGCCGAUCUGGGGCGGUGAACAGAGUUGGUGUAAAUGACACAGUGGACGGUGGGCGUCAGGAUUACGGUGUGUUGGCAUUCCAGCUGAUGGGAGCCGUCAGUGCUAUGGGGGAGCGAUUCGGCUCCUCAGCCCCCAUCCUGUUCCUCCGUGGAUCAUACUCUCAAAGGGUUCCUGAGAUGUACCGGUGCCACCCUCUGUUUGGAGCUGGGAAGAGUGUCUCUGAGCCCUGCUGGAAAGCCCUGGCACGGGAGCUGGUGAAUGAGGAAUACCUGAGGGAAGCCACCGGCACUAGCAAGUUCUGUGUCCUCUGUAAAAUCACCCCCAAGGGGAGGUUGUGGCUGAGCCGAGCCCUGGAUGAGAAACAGAGAACCCUCCUGCUCCAGUCGAGUGACCCUGACCUCAACACCUGGUCUGCACUAAGACGAAAGCAGAAACCUGCAGCCACCACUAGUGCCCCUGACAGACAGUAUUCCACCUCUCAGGUGAGUGUGUUCUGGAGGAUUGGUACAGAGAGAAUGACUAGCCACCACCACCUAGCCACCACCACUAGUGCCCCUGACAGACAGUAUUCCACCUCUCAGAACACUGGGUUAAAUGUCUUUUGUAGGCCAGUCAACAGCAAAUCUAUCCCGAAGUUGGACAUGUCAUCUAGCAGUGACAGGACACCAUCCAAGUUGUUGACCCAGGUAGCGGUGUCCAAACCACAGCCAGCCCCCAUCUCCACCAGAGAGCUUGAACUGCAGACUGCGUUGUACGCCAAGCUGGUUGCUGAACGACAGAAACUGGCCAGUGAGAAGGACAUCCCACCGGCCAUACUGGCCACCAACAAAAUCCUCCUGGAAAUGGCCAAGAUGAGGCCGUGCACUGUGUCCAGUCUGAAGCAGGUGGAUGGUGUUUCUGAGGCAAAGUCCAGCAUGCUUAUACCCCUCCUCAAAACCAUAGCAAGUUUCUGUGAGCUUCACAACUUGAAGGUGGACUCCUCGACUCUGGCUUCAGCCCCAGGUCCAGAGAGCGUUACAGGGGUGGUGACUGGGAGGUCCUCCUCUCUACCGAACAGUAUUGCCAUCACCUACAGACUGUUCCAGGAGGAGGGCAAGAGCAUGAGGCAGGUGUCUGAUGUGCGCAGUUUACCCGUUGCUGUGCUAGAAACUCAGCUGAUCCAGGCCUUCAGGGCAAACCACCCACUGGACACAGUGAGAGCUGGUCUAACAACCGCCAUACGAACUACCGUCAUCCGCAUCAUCCAGUCACACCCUGUCAACUCUGACCUCAGUGACAUCAAGGCCAUUCGAGCCAGAGUCCCCGACGACAUUAGCACCUUCCUCAUCCAGUUGACUGUGGAGCUGCUGCAGAGACAGGGGAUGCACACGGCCCCACCUGCUGUUUCCACCAGCCGACAGCAGCCUGAGCUCACCUGGAUAGAACCCGAGGACAAACCGGUGAGAGAACCUUCCGUCCACAAGCCAGUGAGGAUAGAAAAAGACCCAGCCCAGCCAGCCCCAGUGGAGCCAACCCCAGCCCAGCCAGCCCCCAUCAAGCUAUCCCCAGCCCAGCCAGACCCCAUCAAGCUAUCCCCACCCCAACCGGUUGGUUGGUUAGCAGUCGGACUCCCAGACGAGAUGGAGAUGAGUAUGGAAGAGGAUGACCUGUUCAGGGAUCUUCCAAUGCCCGAGGAAGUGGGUCCCGUCUCAGAGUAUGUCCUUGCACCUAAGGCUCUUACUGCAGCCGCCAAGGCUGUCCCCCAGACCAGUGCAGUGAAGCUGGCAUCCUGGAACCAGGAGCCACUGGAUGAGGACACACAUGAACUCUUCAGUGACUCCCCUCAGAAUGUCAGCCAGCCGGCGAAGAGAAAACUACCAGACUGGGCUGAACUACCAAGAGGUUCAAGUUCUUUGGCCUGUACAAAGAAAACCAAAAAGAACAAAGGACUUUUUUCGUAACUGACCAACAAAUUAUUCUUACUGACCAAAUGUUUCUGAUUUUCUUUAUUACAAAAUGGCAAACAAGGUGUUGAUUUCCAACUUAACAAUGUAACAUAGCAGACUAAUUAAUGUAAAACAUGUCAUUAUGUAAAACCUCUUGUAAUAAAGAUACAACUUGAAUGUA
Oncorhynchus keta (chum salmon) is the source of this 5274-nucleotide messenger RNA. RefSeq names its product WRN RecQ like helicase (gene wrn). The transcript is spliced from 38 exons. Gene Ontology annotation, cellular component: nucleoplasm; chromosome; cytoplasm. NCBI's taxonomy places the organism in Eukaryota, Metazoa, Chordata, Actinopteri, Salmoniformes, Salmonidae. The record is from RefSeq and is a predicted model, not a curated record. Gene Ontology annotation, molecular function: ATP binding; 3'-5' DNA helicase activity; four-way junction helicase activity. The coding region runs from base 561 to 5108 and encodes 1515 amino acids. Gene Ontology annotation, biological process: double-strand break repair via homologous recombination; DNA replication; telomere maintenance.